UGCUAGGUCACGAUAUCACGAAUGCGUGCGAAAUCGCAUAUAUAUAUUUCGUCAGAUUUUGCUAUAACCUUCGUCUGACUUUUUAUUUUAACGUCCAUUUUCGCGUAAACAAGAUCGGAUAGGAUUUAUGAGAAUCUGCGACAGAGAAUCAUGCGAUUCGUAACAGCGGUGAAUGUGAAAUUGCUGCCGAUUCUGCGGCAGCAUAACUCGAUCGCGCGCUCCUUGUGCAAAGAUCGCUCUUUUUCGGAUCAUCGCGUGCCGUUGCCAGCGUGUAUCAGACCGCAAUUAGCGCGAACGGAAUAUUUAGGGGGAAGAUUAUUGAGAAAUACACGCGGACAUCGCAUUCAUCCUGCGGUGGUGACGAUGAAAUUCUUCGCCACAAAAAGCAAUGGUAAUGGAGAUCAACCUGGAGAUUAUGCUGGCUCUUUGCCUGCAACUGUGGUAGUACCUGAAGUAUGGCCUUAUGUGCCAGUCAUCGCUAUCAACAGAAAUCCAGUGUUUCCUAGGUUUAUCAAGCUUAUCGAGAUUAGUAAUCCAAUUUUGAUAGAUCUAAUACGAAGAAAAAUAAAGCUGAAUCAACCUUAUGUGGGGGUCUUCUUAAAAAAGACUGAAGAAAAUGAAGCUGAAAUUGUUCAAAACUUAGAUGACAUUUACUCCAUCGGAACGUUUGCACAAGUACAUGAGGUGCAGGAUCUAGGAAACCGAUUAAGAUUAGUGAUUAUGGCACACAGAAGAAUCAAGAUUGUUAAUCAGAUUUUUGACGAUCCAGCUCCAAAGCCAGAACAUAAAAUGAAACUGACGUUCCCAUUAUUAAAUACUACAAUUACCGUUCCUGUAGACGACACAAUAAACAGCAGCAAGAUAAGCCGGAGAUCAAUGCGGAAGAAUAGAGCAGAGAAUAGAGUUUCAGAGAGGAUAGAAAAAGUCGAUGAAAUGGGCUCUACAGAAGUAAAACCGCCGGUAGAUUCCUCUGAAAAAAGUACAGAGAAAUCAUCAAAUUCGUUAGCACCUCAAUCCGGUAGUCAACCUAUAUUAAUGGUGGAAGUUGUGAAUGUCACACAUGAAAAAUUUAAACAAACAGAAGAGAUUAAGGCUUUGACGCAAGAACUCAUUAAGACGAUUCGUGAUAUAAUCAGUAUGAAUUCUUUGUAUCGAGAAGCAUUGCAACAAAUGCUGCAUCAAGGGCAAAAAGUUGUGGACAAUCCAGUUUACCUCAGUGAUUUGGGUGCUGCUUUAACUGGAGCAGAUGCGCAAGAGUUGCAGCAAGUCUUGGAAGAAAUGGAUAUUUUAAAAAGAUUGAGACUUUCUCUCGCACUUUUGAAAAAGGAGUACGAAUUAAGUAAGCUACAGCAGAAAAUCGGCAAAGAGGUUGAAGAGAAAGUAAAACAGCAACACAGAAAAUAUAUUCUUCACGAACAAUUAAAAGUCAUCAAGAAAGAAUUGGGGCUUGAAAAGGAUGACAAAGAUGCGAUAGAAGAGAAGUACAGAGAAAGAAUAAGACAAAAGACAGUUCCUAAACCAAUAAUGGAUGUGCUGGAAGAAGAAUUGAAUAAAUUAUCCUUCUUAGAAAGUCAUAGUAGCGAAUUCAAUGUUACGAGAAAUUAUCUAGACUGGCUUACGUCCAUGCCAUGGGGUGUGACAAGUACAGAGAAUUUAGAUCUUCAAGAUGCCAUCAAAAUUUUGGAUGAAGAUCACUAUGGAAUGGAAGAUAUAAAAAAAAGAAUUCUUGAAUUCAUCGCUGUUAGUCAACUGAAAGGCAGUACACAAGGAAAGAUAUUAUGUUUUCACGGGCCUCCUGGAGUCGGCAAGACCUCUAUAGCUAAAUCAAUCUCUCGCGCUUUAAACAGGGAAUACUUUAGGUUUAGCGUCGGCGGAAUGACGGAUGUGGCGGAGAUCAAGGGACACAGGAGAACGUACGUGGGAGCAAUGCCAGGCAAAGUCAUUCAGUGCUUGAAAAAGACUAAAACUGAAAAUCCAUUAAUUCUAAUAGAUGAAGUCGACAAGAUUGGCAAAGGACACCAAGGAGAUCCAGCAUCUGCUCUCCUCGAGAUGCUCGAUCCUGAGCAAAAUGCGAACUUCUUAGACCACUAUUUAGAUGUUCCAGUGGAUUUAUCGAAGGUCCUGUUUAUCUGCACGGCAAAUGUAAUAGAUACUAUCCCAGAACCUUUGAGAGAUCGUAUGGAAAUGAUAGACAUGUCGGGUUAUGUCGCCGAAGAGAAGCUCGCCAUCGCGAAACAGUACCUAGUUCCACAGGCUAGAACUGAGUGCGGUCUCAACAACGAGCAAAUCAAUAUACAGGACAAAGCGCUUACAACGCUGAUCAAAUCUUAUUGUCGAGAAUCGGGAGUGAGAAGCCUGCAGAAGCAUAUAGAGAAAGUGCACAGGAAAGUGGCGUUUAAGGUCGUCAAGAAGGAGGCCAACAAGGUCGACAUCACCGCGAACAAUCUGCACGAGUUCGUCGGGAAGCCCAUAUUCACGCACGACAGGAUGUACGAAGUUACACCUCCCGGUGUAGUAAUGGGAUUGGCGUGGACUGCCAUGGGCGGAUCCACUCUGUUCAUCGAGACUGAUAUCAAUAAACCGACGAACGGCAAAAAGUCCGACGGUACUGUCGAAGUUACCGGUCAUCUUGGUGACGUGAUGAAGGAAUCUAUACGUAUCGCGAUGACCGUGGCGAAGAAUCAUCUAAAACAUGAGGAUCCCUCCAAUACGUUUCUCUACGAUUCCCAUUUGCAUCUACAUGUACCUGAGGGCGCUACUCCGAAAGAUGGACCUAGUGCUGGUGUGUCGAUCGCUACGGCGUUUCUUUCUCUCGCUAAAAAUCAAGCUAUUAGACAAGACGUAGCGAUGACGGGCGAAUUGAGUCUCAAGGGUAAAGUACUUCCUGUUGGUGGCAUCAAGGAGAAAACUAUUGCAGCAAAGCGUGUCAAUGUUAAAUGCAUAAUUUUACCUGAGGAGAACAAGAGAGAUUUCAACGACUUGCCUAAAUAUAUUACAGAUGGUCUAGAAGUGCAUUUUACUUCAACAUUCGAUGAUGUUUAUCGUAUAUGUUUCGAACAAACGCACAAAACUAACCCUCUUCAAUCUGAGAAACCAAUUAGUACUCACAUUUCAUCCACACAAUCAAUAUACAGUUAAAUGUAUAACAGUAUACUGCUGACAAAAUUUCUAUUUUAUAUUUUAUUUCUUGUAUAGAAUAUAAUAAUAUAUUGGAUUGUACGGAAAAUUCGUUCCGUUUUUUACUAACGGAUGAAGACCGAAAAAAC
This is a messenger RNA of Formica exsecta, 3266 nucleotides long. It is a transcript of the gene Lon, whose product is annotated as lon protease homolog, mitochondrial. The transcript has 10 exons. Gene Ontology annotation, biological process: protein quality control for misfolded or incompletely synthesized proteins; chaperone-mediated protein complex assembly; mitochondrion organization. The record is from RefSeq and is a predicted model, not a curated record. Gene Ontology annotation, molecular function: ATP binding; ATP-dependent peptidase activity; ATP hydrolysis activity. NCBI's taxonomy places the organism in Eukaryota, Metazoa, Arthropoda, Insecta, Hymenoptera, Formicidae. Gene Ontology annotation, cellular component: mitochondrial matrix. Bases 151 to 3138 code for a protein of 995 amino acids.